AUGGGCUUCGCUCCGUCACCGGCUUCUCUCGCCUCCCUCAGCCCGCUUCUUCACUCCCAGUACAUUCUUCUUGAGGAGAUUGGCGUCGGCGGGACUGGGUUCUGCCUCAAGGUGCAGCGAAGAACGGACGGCGCGGUGUUUGCGGCGAAGUUGAUCGCGAAGACCCGUCUCUCCAAGUCGUCCCUCAUCCGCACAUCGAGCUGGGGCGCGGUACCGCCAGGUUUCCAGCCGGAUGUCGAUGGUCUACUCGUCGUGCCGCUCGAGGCGUACGUCUUGCGCAAGGUCGACCACCCUGGCGUUUGCGGUUUCGUCGACCUCUUCGCCGACUCGCAGUUCUUCUACCUUAUCAUGGAACACCACGGCACCUCAUGGCGGUCGGACGACGCUUCUUCGUCUCUCCCUCCUUCUCCACCCAUCACUCCUCCUUCCCGUCACCUCCCACUCGACUCUUCCGACAUUCCUCAGCUCGCUCUCGCGCCGCCUGCUCGACCAGCACCUCCACCCAUGCUUCGCCGCUCGUCCUCCGACCUCUUCGACUGCACCGAGCGGCAUCGCCGUUUUGGCGAAGUUCUCGCCCGCUUCAUUUUCUGCCAGAUCGUCGCAACUGUAUGUGACUUGGCUCGCAUUGGGAUCAUGCACCGCGACAUCAAGGACGAGAACGUGACGGUCGAGGAGGGGAGCUGGAAGGUCAAGCUUGUCGACUUUGGCUCAGCGGUCCUGUUCAACCCUGCCGGGCCCGUGCCUAUACAGAAUGAGAAACGCUUCCACGGCACCUGCACCUACGCUGCGCCCGAAGUCUUCGCCGGUCGAGCCUACGCCAUGCCACCCGCCGAGGUCUGGUCACUCGGAGUUCUCCUUCACGUUCUCCUCACCGGCGAACUCCCCUUCAACUCGCCGGCCGACGCGAUGGCAGGUCGUCGGCGACACACAAAGGCGGUUCUCUCAGCGCCGGCUGUCGACGUGUUGGACCGGUGUAUGGCGGUGAGGGCGGAGGAGCGGAUCUCGCUGGACGAGCUUCUUGCGCAUCCCUGGGUUUGCGGGCAGUACCUUCAGUGA
This is a messenger RNA of Rhodotorula toruloides NP11, 1056 nucleotides long. Its product is annotated as serine/threonine protein kinase. The record is from RefSeq and is a predicted model, not a curated record. Gene Ontology annotation, biological process: negative regulation of glycogen biosynthetic process; protein phosphorylation; intracellular signal transduction. The transcript is spliced from 4 exons. Gene Ontology annotation, cellular component: nucleus; cytosol; cytoplasm. NCBI's taxonomy places the organism in Eukaryota, Fungi, Basidiomycota, Microbotryomycetes, Sporidiobolales, Sporidiobolaceae. Gene Ontology annotation, molecular function: protein serine/threonine kinase activity; ATP binding. Bases 1 to 1056 code for a protein of 351 amino acids.